Numida meleagris (helmeted guineafowl) is the source of this 4707-nucleotide messenger RNA. Its product is annotated as proline-rich protein 36-like. The record is from RefSeq and is a predicted model, not a curated record. The coding region runs from base 858 to 4433 and encodes 1191 amino acids. The transcript has 4 exons. Lineage: Eukaryota; Metazoa; Chordata; Aves; Galliformes; Numididae.
CUGGGGGACACCACUCGUCACCGGCCUCCCCCUGGACAUAGAGCCAUUGACAACAGCCCUCUGGCUGCGACCAUCCAACCAAUUCCUUAUCCACAGAAUGGCACAGCCUUCAAAUCUAUCUCUCUCCAUUUAGAGUUAAAGAUGUGAUAUGGGACCAUGUCCAAGGCCUUGCACAAUUCCAGGCAGAUGACAUCAGCUGCCAGCUCAGGCUGCUCUGGGCUGGACAGGAUUAGCAUAGUGCUGGGGUCCACUUCCAUUGAUCUGAGCCUCAGCUCUGCGACUGGGGCACAAACCCUGGUGGUGCUCUGCAGACCUGGAACGCUGGUGGAAGCAGAACUACAGCCACCUUUGUGCCGCUGAGCCCAGCUGGAGGGUCUCAUGGGGAGAAAGGCUGUUAUUUGGGCUCACAGGGUGGGCAGCUUGCUUUAUGAGGGGCCUCCCCCUGGGACCCAGGCUCAUCUCUCUGUGUGUGGCUCACAGACAUCAAAAGCUUUGGACCCUUGCUGGCUCAGGUAGCACACUGAACUUUUCUUCAGAAGUCAAGUGCUGCCCUGCACGCUGCCUCUCACACUCAUAAUCAGGUUUUCCAUCUUUGUCAUGCACGUGAACACAGUAUCUUUUUUUGUUAAAAAUUAACCGAUUCCCAUUGGUCCAGGCUUCCAAAUUAUUAUUUUUUUUUUUUUUGGGAGCAGAUUAUUGGUUGCUGCCUGGCCUAAAACUCUUAUAAACUAACCCAGUACUCUGCCCCUCCAGAACAAACAGCCAGUGCUCUCUGCUGAGAGGCAGCGAUGGCUGCUUAGCAAGCUGCCUCCUCUGAACACAUCGUUAUUGGGGCGACUCAGGAGCUGCUUCACAAAAUGCAGGACACGCUUCCCAUUUUUAUUCUGAUUGCAUCGGAGCUGUUGGAUUUCUCUGGUGCCCCCAGAGCCGAGCACCAUGUCGGUGCAGCCCCAGACCUGAGCUUUCCUGCAGAAACCCAUCCAAGAGCCGGGAGCAGUCUGGUGCCCGUCACAGAAGAUGACUUGGGUGAGGCGACUGAUUAUUUUCGGACUCCAGUGGCCGAUCCUACCAAUGACAUGACAGCAGACUUCAUUCUGAGCCACACACAGAUGGCUGCAAGAGCAACAGCUGCACUACCAAUGGAGCUGGUGAGGGACGUGGAGGGGUCUGACCAAGGGCACACAGCAGCAGCUGUAAAGCUCCGGGACACACGGCCGUUUCCUAACAAGCUCUUGAGCAGCCUAAGCAGCCCCAUCUCCACAAGGGGGUCACAGGCUGCCACCCACCCACAUCGGUCAGGAAAAGCUGUCACCGUUACCAGCCCAGCAGGCUCUGGUGCUGGCCCCCCCAAGCCCAUUCCCAGUGCAGGGGUGCAGCAAGAUGCUCCUGAGCUUGCAGCUGCCUUGUCCAUCCUGGGUAUCCAGCAGAGGGAGGCACCAAGUCUUGAAACAUCUCCUCUGACAUCAACAGUACAUUUCCAUCCUCCCAGAAAAGAAACAGCAUCUCCAUUUCCCACCAGAGAGAUGGUGACCAACCCAGUGUCAGCACCUCCCACCAGCAAAAGGCCGAGAGACGCGAGCCCCCAGGCUCAGCCUGACAGCAGAGCUGCACAGCCUCGGGGUGUGGGUGAUAAGGUCACCACUUCUACAUUCCUACCAAAGCCAGCUUCUGGGGGCCCUGGUGCAGUUCCUCCCGGAACAACACAGACAACUGCUGGUCAGUUCUCCCCUAUUUUAUCUCUGAAGCGAGGAACGGCAGGCAGCGAGGGCAGGAACUUCACAACAGCUGUCAUAAGCGGGUCUGGACACACAGCCCGGCUGCCUGCUCUGCAGGACGUUCUACAAGGCCGUGCACACUCCUUGUCCUUGCCGAUGCCUCUGGAAGCCCUGGGUCAUGGUGAUUUACCCCACUCUCCAUCUCAAGAGCCCACUAAUGCCGCUGACAGACCGCAGCCUCUCCCUUUACCCCGGACUCUCAACUGUACCAAACACCACUCCUCCCAAGAAACCCACAGGAGCUCUCAAGGAAGCACAGCCCUGGUUUUGCAAAGAGAUGCUGAUCACCAGUUGACAAGUAAACCUGAGAACUCCAGAUUCCCCAAGAAGCCACAGGUUUCUGCUAGUGCAUCCUCAGUAAGCCAGUCACAGAUGUCCACCUUAAACCUUUCCCGAACUACUACAGAGACAAAAGGAGCUACAUCUGCACUCCCCCCAGGCACGUCCACGCUGGAGCAUGCAGCCCUUCGAGCCAUGAGUGCUCCUGAUUCUGUUCAUGCAGCACUUCAGCCACCGCAUGUAUCUGCUCCUUCUGCUGGAUCCCAGUUUGUGGGCAUCCCCACUUCUGCUGGGCAAGGACUUCACAUACCAGCUUCACCCACUUCAGCUCACUCUGGGUCUCUGCAUCCAUCCUCUGCUCAGGAAAGCCAGCCCAGCACAACAGUACUCCCCGAACUGGUGGGAGCUGCUGUUUCUGAGGGGAUCCCAGCACACCUGGCACAGCUGCUGGUGCAGCAGUUGGGUACAUCACACCACGCAUCUACCAAAAACCUCAGUGCUAUCAGAAUUGAUCCCCUGAAUAUGUUACCAUCAUACCCGUAUUUGUCGUUCCUGCUUAGAAAUACCGAUGGCAUGCUAUGCCUGCUUCCCAUGCAGGAUUCCCCGUUGCCUACACAAUUCCCAAAUAUCAGCAUUGGGACUCUGGUUUCUGCUCAGCAAAUCCUCACAGUGUCAAAUUCUUCGUUAUUAGAUCUUGGGGACUUACCAAACCUGAGCCUUUCCAGCUUAAUCCUGGUUAAGCCCAUAUUUAUCCUCCUUCCCACCGACAGACAAGGCUCACAGGGGGGGCCCUCUCCUGAGGGUGAAGACAGCCACAGAGCCUUCUUGUUCACAAACCAGCAAGGUGUGAAUGCAGUUACCGCUGAACGCAGCCGUGACAUCCCGGUGGUGUCCACGCGCAGCCCCCGUACAGCCCCCAGAGCACCUCUCACAGCUGGGAAGCCGCUUUCUUCACCACUGCCAGCAGUGGGACCGCCCGAUCCCCCACUCCCAGCCCAGCCUCCAUUUGCCAUCACAGGGGCAGUGGAUCAGGCUCAGCCCAGCAAGGAGCCAGCGCUGCAAGGCACCAGUCAGGGCUCGGGCCCUGCACCGUCCUCUGCCCGUGCACAGUGCACUGAGUGUCUGCACUCAGCCAGAACCACAAAUUACCCAUUGAGGAUGUCCACAAACACUGUGCCUUUGCAGUCCACACCACAAAUUAUCCUCAGCUCUGAGCCGCUCCAAAGGCAGGCAUCACCAGCUGGGCUUGUGCCCAGCACUGUGCCAGCAUCCCCAGUGUCUCCCAGUGGCAGCAAAGGGAGAGGUUCAGCUGCGGGCAGCACCGCCUGUCCAGGAGCAGCUCUGCAUCCCAAGGCAGCAGCAACCCCACCCACUUCUAUAAGUCCUCACCUCACCAAGCACCUGGAGCUAACAUCCUCCGUGCCCAAGUUCUCAGCGGUGCUGGAGACCCCAGUGCUAACACCAGUGCUUUCCCCAUUUCCAUCAAAGGUCUACAUGAAAACAACAACAUCUGGGAAGCAGUUGGCUGCAGUUACCCAUCUGAGAAUGUACACCAGGUCCCCUGCAAGCCCACCUUCCUCGGUAUCCAUGCAUGCUCCCCUGCCAUCAGCCACAAAACAUGACCGGAGCACCCAAGCACAGGGCAAUGUGGGAGGAGAUGCAAAGCCAACUGAAGUCAGCACAAGUGCAAGGAAAACAGGACUUGCAGGAAGCAGCAUGCCUCUGCCAGCUGCUUUUAACACAGGGACAGAGCAGCGCCCCGCAGCAGUGCAGGGCAGCGAGGCUGCUUUAGCCCCAGUGCAGUCUGUGUCUGCAGAAGCCGUGACUGAGAGACACAGCUCCACUGGGCAGCGCCCUGGGCCGCCUACAACAGGAUCAGCUGUGGGGCUGCCCCUGAGCACCGAGGAAGAGGAGGAGGUCGGACCCCGCGAGGUGACGGAAGAAGCAGCCGAAGGCUCAGUGACAAGUCUCACACCACUGGGGUCACGGCCAGGAGAACCCCGCCGCCGCAGUGCCGUGCAGCCGGAGGGCACCGUGCUGAGCGGUGUUGCGGUUGUCAGCGACGAGCUCUGUGGCUCCGGGAACUACACGGUGCGGAUGACUCUGCGCCCCAUGGCAGACACCAGCCUGGGGCUGCAGGGCUCAUCCCCCGCCCAGGACUCCUUCCUGGCUCUCGUGGCUGUGCAGAGCAGCCUCCAGCCCGUGCUGCAGGUCCACUCCUGCUGCGUGACACCAUCCAGCAGCCUGCAGGGCCCCAGCGCCGUGUGCUGCCCACUGCCCAGUGUUAUCUUUGUGCAGCAUCCUCCUGCCCUUCCUCCUGGGGGAGCUCACAGCCCGGUUGCAGAGCAGCCCACAGGUGGGAGACCCUGGCUGCAGUGAGAGCUCACCUCUGUGCUGCCUCUGCAUCUGGGUCAGGCGAUGAGCACCACACCACUGCAGCCCUUUUAGAGGUUUUAGCACAAGAAACUUCCAAGAAACAAUUCUACUGCUCUAGGACCAAAGCUUCCACAGCAGGCAUACAUCCAGGCCGAGACACUGAGAUAUGGGGGAAUUUUGUUUGUCUGGGACCUGGCAGACAGCCUGUGCAGAGCAGUGUCUGCCCCUUCCCUUACCUGGGGAGUGCUGGAAGUUGAAGCUGUUUUCUGUUUGCCCU